Molecule: messenger RNA, 2031 nt
Organism: Phoenix dactylifera (date palm)
Lineage: Eukaryota; Viridiplantae; Streptophyta; Magnoliopsida; Arecales; Arecaceae
Source: RefSeq, a predicted model, not a curated record
CUACCAAUAGAACUCCUGGAUACAAGACAUUAUGUUUCAGUUUCAAGCUUAUAACCCCAAGGCUCCCAGUAGACAUUAAUCGAUAAUUGAGUUCACCUGCAAGGAGGUGGGCAAGUGCUCUCCAAUAGAACCAGAGCCGGCGCCCCAACUGCCGAUCCCGAGACGAUGCGUUAAACCGUAGCGUACUUGUCGCGGAUUUAAUUGCUCGGGUCCCUGACAAAAGAAUGUCUCCAGGUAGUCCAACUAGAAAUCCACACGUAGACAGUAUCUUCUAAACUGGUUUGUUCAGGAGGGACAUCCGAACCAAUGAUCUUCCAUUUUAGCGCCCUGCGGAGCGUACCCUCCUCGUUCGAAAAAUUUCAAAUCCCGUCUCCCUCCCUCCCACGCGCUCGCUUUCGCGGUCGCCAUGGAUGUCCAUCCCACCCCCUUCCCUGGCAAACGCCGGCCAGCAGCAAACUCCACCACAAAAGAUGGCGAACGAAUCAAAUCUUCCAAGAAACCAACAUCUCAAACCCUCACUACUGCUCCAACCAGGCCAAAGCGUGGUUUCGGUGUCGCUCGAAGCACGAACAUGCCGGUCGAGAAGUCUCUAUCGAAGCCCUCAUCAACCAAAACCUGCAAGCCAUGGAAACCUUCCGGAAACGCCACGAAACCAGUCAAAACGGAGGGCCCCGCCGUAGCUGUAACCGGAAAGGACCGAAAGGCAAACGAGAAUGCCGCCGGUAGCGAUUCUAGUAAUGCCAAGACCAGCACCAAGAAGCAUCAGCAUGUGUGCUUCCAAGAUCCAGUGGCAGCAGCUGCCGAUGGUGAUGAAAAGAUUGCCCAGCAGGAAGGAAUCUGCACCCCGAUGUCUUCGAUCAAGUCCGCAGUGCUGGGCACGCCAUACCACAGCGCGCAGAACUGCAGCAAGUGCAGGCUUGACAAGCUGGAGUCCUCAUCAUAUUGGCUCGCUCAGGUGAAGCUGGCGGAGUCUGUGGGGAGGCAUUCCGUUGCAGCUGCAUUCUUCCGCCUUGCGUUGGAGUGCCAAGCCCAGCCGGUUCACAAACUUCAGAUGGAGCUCAAACAUUAUGCGGCACGACACCGAGUCGGUUCUGCUGAAUCUUUGUGGACUGAUCUUUUCAAGGCUUAUGGGCUAUCAAAUGAUGAAGCGAAUGCUCAUUCCUAUAAUCUCGAUAAGUUUGAUGCUAUCUUUGCUGAUGAGGAGGAACCCAAACCUGAUGCAGGAGAAGAGUUAACAAUCUGUGAGACGAAUAAAGAUGGCUGUUUGGAAUAUGAUGGUGAUGAUAACCCAGUAGUGGAUGAAACAGAGGACGCACCUCUCCGGGAUAUGGAUGCUAAUACUACUGAUCCGAAAGGUGGUUCUGUCACUGAGGAAUGUACAGAGGCAAAGCCAGCAAUCAACACAUCUGAAGACCGCUUUCCUGAGAAUAAGAAUUCUGAGGCCAUGAUCAUUUCCCAUGUAUGUGCUAAUGAAUCUUUGGAGGAAAAGUCUAAUAAAGGCACCGGGCUCUCCAUGAAAGGUUCAUCUUUGAAUACCAGGACACAGAGUGGUUCCGCUGACAAGGGUCGGAUUUCAGCAAAGAAAAACCAAGCAGGGCUGAAGUUCUCUGUUAGGGGGCAAAUGAAGACUAAUGUAAAAGAUGGAGGUAAAAGGGAUGGGAGUGGUCAGCUUAGGAGCAAAGACAAGGAAGAUUUGAAGGGUGACAAUUUUAAUUCUGAUGUAUUUGGAGAAGAUGCAAUGACUAAUCAGAGUGCAUAGCCAUGGGACUCAGAUGCGACUGAAUUUGCAGAAGAUUUAAGCUGUAGCUGUGCCCCUGAUUAUAUUAUUUAGUGUGUGUGUGGUUUUUUAGUUUGUAUGGAAUGUUUUGCAGCUUCAACUGGAAGUGUAAGUUUGUAAUUUGCCUCCAUGACAUAGAUGAGAGGACACUGAUUGAUUGAUUGGUGUAAAUGGUGUGGAUAUGCUAUUUCGCAUGGAUUUGGCUUUUGUUGCAAAUGCACUUGAUAUAUCUGAAUGCAGCUGCUCUUAGUUUA